Mytilus trossulus (common blue mussel) is the source of this 1169-nucleotide messenger RNA. RefSeq lists its product as uncharacterized. The transcript is spliced from 2 exons. Lineage: Eukaryota; Metazoa; Mollusca; Bivalvia; Mytilida; Mytilidae. The coding region runs from base 3 to 1163 and encodes 386 amino acids. The record is from RefSeq and is a predicted model, not a curated record.
AAAUGGCUACACCAAGAAGCUUAUUUACCAUUUUGACGAUACUUUUGUCUUUUCAGCAAACUUUGGCACUCAAUAAGGUCAGUAGUGUUCCCCUAGGUAGCAGUAUACCAGGUCAGGGAAAUGUAAUCGGUUGGCCAUAUGGUUUAGGAGGCAGUAUAGGUAGUGGUCCCGGAGGUGCAGGGCCAGGUUCUGGUACUGGUUGGCCAUAUGGUCUAGGAAGCAGUAUAGGUAGUGGUCCCGGAGGUGCAGUACCGGGUUCUGGAACUGGUUGGCCAUAUGGUUUAGGAGGCAGUAUAGGUAGUGGUCCCGGAGGUGCAGGACCGGGUUCUGGUACUGGUUGGCCAUAUGGUUUAGGAGGCAGUAUAGGUAGUGGUCCCGGAGGUGCAGGACCGGGUUCUGGUACUGAUUGGCCAUAUGGUUUAGGAGGCAGUAUAGGUAGUGGUCCCGGUGGUGUAGGACCGGGUUCUGGUACUGAUUGGCCAUAUGGUUUAGGAGGCAGUAUAGGUAGUGGUCCCGGUGGUGCAGGACCGGGUUCUGGUACUGGUUGGCCAUAUGGUUUAGGAGGCAGUAUAGGUAGUGGUCCCGGAGGUGCAGGACUGGGUUCUGGUACUGAUUGGCCAUAUGGUUUAGGAGGCAGUAUAGGUAGUGGUCCCGGAGGUGCAGGACCGGGUUAUGGUACUGGUUGGUCAUAUGGCUUAGGAGGCAGUAUAGGUAGUGGUCCCGGAGGUGCAGGACCGGGUUCUGGUACUGGUUGGCCAUAUGGUUUAGGAGGCAGUAUAGGUAGUGGUCCCAGUGGUGCAGGACCGGGUUCUGGUACUAGUUGGCCAUUUGGUUUAGGAGGCAGUAUAGGUAGUGGUCCCGGAGGUGCAGGACCAGGAUCUGGACCGGGUGGGCCAUAUGGGUACCGAGGAAAUAAUGGUGGUGGAUUUGGAGCAGGAAGAUGGUGGUGUACCUGUCGUAGCUGGUCCUGUCGUCAGGGAGAAAUACAAAUCAGCAGUCAAUGUCGUCUGCCCUUCUUUUCUUGGUGGAACAGAACAUGUUGUAAAUGGCUGCCAUGGUGGGCUACUAAUGCUUCCGGUAAUUGCGGUUACCGUGGGUGCGGUAUCAACAGACGACCUUCCGUUGGACUAAUUGGAGGCAUGCGUAAACCAAAGGCUUACUAAACACGA